Molecule: messenger RNA, 2247 nt
Organism: Spodoptera exigua (beet armyworm)
Lineage: Eukaryota; Metazoa; Arthropoda; Insecta; Lepidoptera; Noctuidae
Source: the annotation of a GenBank genome assembly
UUCGCGGCAAAUAAAAUGUUUAAACGUCAACAUACCAAUGCUGUCAAGUUUUUAUUCCGCGUAGUCGUGCACGUGUUCCACCUCGGCUAAUUUUAACUAUAAAUGUAUAAUAUCGUCUAAAAUAGCAAAGUGAUUGUAUAAACUUAAAUACUAAUUCAAUACACUCUCGUUUGCAUUCGUAGAGUGUAUACUUAACAAUGUAAAAUUAACACAAAGCGAUGUCCAAAGAAGGUUAUAGUCCUGAAAAAAAAGAGGGAGAUAAUAAAGUAGUUUUAGAGAGAUUGCAAAACUACUUGAAAGACAAAAGAACUUCUGAAACGUCGGACCCGAGUCUCGGGUUCAACAAGCCCAGUACCAGCUACGAUCAGUCACCACAAAGUCUGCCAACACUUGAAGACAGUAGCAACAUAUUGCGUGAAGUUCUGAACCACAAGAAGGCAGAAUUGCUGCGUCAGCCGGAGAUAGUAGAGUAUUUAAAGUCGAUAUCGUCGGAUCUCAAGAAGUAAAGAUGUCGGGAACUCCGAAGAGCGUCGCCGCAUCUUUGAUGCAAAAGACUCUUGAGCGACAAGCAGCCUUAGCGCGAAUGAGGCUACGUUUCACCAAGAACCAAGUAGAGCAAAUAUUAGUAAAUUGCGUUAGAAAUAAUAACACCGGGCCUUACCUAGAAUUGGUGAAAGUUUUAAGAGAAUAUCCUCUGAAUGAGGAUAAUUUUAGGAUAGUGUUUGAUGACAGCCUAUCUUGUGUUGUGUUGUUGGGGCGGGAGAUGACUCAGUAUGUGGAUGUAGUGUGCAAUAUUGAGUGGUUGGACAGGAGCGAGGAGUUAGUGGAGUUGUACAGGAAGUUUGUGCUGAACCUGGUCACUGCACACACCUACCACUGCCCCAUAGUCAUGAUGCGGCUAGUCACGCUGUUUAAAGGAGAUGGAGAGAACUGGGAGGAUAGUCCGCCUUCUGAACUUCUAAACAAAUGGUCUCAUAUACAUGAUAUUAUUGGACACAUAGUUGCCAUUAUGCCUAUGACAAGUGAUCUUCUAAUGCACAUUAUAAUAGAACAGUUCCCAUACUACAAAGCAGGGUGCUAUGUAAACAGAGCAUACAUCUACAAUUUAAUAUGGAUAAGCAAAUACCUACCUUCCCUCCAAGAACAAAUCAUGACUGCUGUUAUUAAUAAAAUGAUAAGUAUGGACGUAAACAUAGCAGAAUAUGAAAAAGGUAAAUCAGACACAAUGUUCGAAAUGGACAUAGAUUGUCAGGACGAAGUAUCCGUGACCCUGGACUAUUGUAUGCUGGAGGUCCUCAAGUGGCUGGAGGAUGAAAGGGAUCCCAUCAUGAAUGUCCUAUGCACCGUCUUCGAAAGGGUCGUGCUACCUACAUAUGGCAUAAGGCAUGUUCAGUUCCUUCUGCUGUACACUAUAUCCAUCAACCAGCAAUGUGCAGACCGUGUGCUUGAACACCUUUGGACUAUAGCUGCUGGUCGCCAAGGCAUGGGACCGGGGGCCCUUACCACGAGAAAAACCGCGGCCAGCCACUUAGCAGGCCUACUCGCUCGUUGCGUGCGAGUCCCCAACACAAGACUCAUAAAGUAUUUGAAGAGCAUGGCGGAGUGGUGUCACUCUUAUAUCUCCGCCACGCAGGAGUCCACUGCAGCGUGCGACAAUACCAAAGCCCACGGCGCAUUCCACGCUAUUUGCCACGCGAUUUUCUACCUUGUGGCCUUUAAACAUCAUUUGCUGUUUAUGAAUAAAGAAAAUGUAAACUUCGUGGAAUCAUUAAACUUGCCACGACUUGUGACGUGCGCAUUGAAUCCACUUCGCACAUGCCCCCCUCAAGUCACGAGGGCAUUCUCUUCCAUCACGAGGUCGCACCAAGUUGUCUACUGCCAGGGUAUUAUUGAGAAGAACGCGCGACAUACGCUGCAAUCAACUGCUGUGCAACAAUAUGACGAGUGGUUCCCAUACGACCCCUAUAACUUGCCUAUAUCUGGCAAAAUCAUUUGGCCGCUGUGUAUAGAUUACAAGGACUGGCUGAAGGAAGGCGACGACGAAACCCAGUACUCGUCUAUGAAGAGAAAAUUAGAAGAAGAUGAUGAUUAUUUAGUCAUGGCCAGCCCCACACAAAGGCUAGCUUCCUCACUGUCUCACGGUAUCUCACCGGGUUUCAGAACUAGUGAAAAUAUAUUUAUAUAAAUAUCCUAGUGAAUAGAAAAUAUAUAUGUUACUAUCGUUAGUAACAAUUCUGAUCUUAUUAU